AUGCAAAAUAUCAAAUACGAAGUCGAAGUUCACGGUAUCGCAGUACAAGCGGACAAAAACUUGGACAUCACACGCCAGGAUGAUUGCGCAUCCAUUACUCUAAGAAAUGGAGAGCGGCAGCUUCGCUUUCCAGUUUCAACACCCACCGUUGUUAGUGGCCAGCGCCUCAAAGCUGGCAAGUUUUACAUGCGUUUCACCACUUAUGACUCGUCGCGGAUCUACUUUGUCAAGAUUACGGACGGAGACAAGAGGCUUGUGCUACAAACUGAUCUUCCUAAUUGGAGAGGCAAAUUGAUUGAGCGAAGCUUCGAAUUCCCAGGAGCUCCUAUAGAUGUUGAAUGGGGCCUCAACGUUACCGUUGGAGUGGAUUCCGACACCGCUCCUGCUCGGGUUGAUAUCAUUGGCCUAGGUGUUGUUCUUUACUGA
Penicillium samsonianum is the source of this 426-nucleotide messenger RNA. RefSeq lists its product as uncharacterized. Lineage: Eukaryota; Fungi; Ascomycota; Eurotiomycetes; Eurotiales; Aspergillaceae. The record is from RefSeq and is a predicted model, not a curated record. Bases 1 to 426 code for a protein of 141 amino acids. The transcript has a single exon.